AGCAGCCUGUUCUUUGCUCUAUCUGCCUGCAUCUCUCUUAGACAGCGGAGCUGCCUCUGCCUGUGAUUUGCCCACACCCCCUAAAAAGAAGCUUUUGCAUCAGAAACUACUAAUUGACAAAAGAUGUCCUACAAAGUAACCAAAACCUACAGCUCAAGUGCGUCCUCCGCUGGACCCAGGGGAUUCAGCAGCUUCUCCUACUCGGGUCCCAGCGUGGCCAGGAAGAGUUACAGUGUCAGGAGCUCCUAUGGUGGCUCCAACAGGGGCAUGGGGGCCGGUUUUGGGGCUGGCGGCGGCGGCGGCGGAGGAAGCUACAUCUCCAGCUCCAUGGCUUACGGAGGUGGCAUGGGCCUGGGUUCGAGCAUGGGCAUGGGCUCCAGCAUGGGCAUGGGCAUGGGCUACGGUGUAGGUGGAGGCGCAGGUGCCGUAGCCCCCAUCACCGCCGUCUCGGUCAACAAGAGCCUGCUGGCCCCCCUGAACCUGGAGAUCGACCCCAACAUCCAGGUGGUCCGCACCCAGGAGAAGGAUCAGAUCAAGACCCUCAACAACCGCUUCGCCUCCUUCAUCGACAAGGUGCGCUUCCUGGAGCAGCAGAACAAGAUGCUGGAGACCAAGUGGAGCCUCCUGCAAGGCCAGACCACCACCCGCUCCAACAUCGACGCCAUGUUCGAGGCCUACAUCGCCAACCUGCGCCGCCAGCUGGACAGCCUGGGCCAAGACAAGAUGAGACUGCAGGCUGACCUCCAGAACAUGCAGGGGCUGGUGGAGGACUUCAAGAACAAGUACGAGGACGAAAUCAACAAGCGCACAGAGUGUGAGAACGACUUUGUUCUGCUCAAGAAGGAUGUGGACGAGGCCUACAUGAACAAGGUGGAGCUGGAAGCCAAGCUGGAGAGCCUGAGUGACGAGAUCAACUUCCUCCGCCAGCUGUACGACGAGGAGCUGCGCGAGCUGCAGGCCCAGAUCCAGGACACCUCCGUGGUGGUGGAGAUGGACAACAGCCGAAACCUGGACAUGGACUCCAUCGUGGCUGAAGUGCGCGCCCAGUAUGAGGACAUCGCCAACCGCAGCCGCGCUGAGGCCGAGAGCUGGUACAAGACCAAGUAUGAAGAGAUGCAAGCAUCCGCCGGCAAGUAUGGAGACGACCUGAGGAACACGAAGACUGAGAUCGCUGACCUGAACCGCAUGAUCCAGAGACUGCAGGCCGAAAUCGAAGCCGUGAAAGGCCAGCGCGCCAACCUGGAGGCUCAGAUCAGGGAGGCCGAGGAGCGCGGGGAGCUGGCGGUGAAGGACGCCAAGGCCAAGAUCAAGGAACUGGAAGAAGCCCUGCAGAGAGCCAAGCAGGAGAUGGCCCGCCAGGUCCGCGAGUACCAGGACCUCAUGAACGUCAAGCUGGCCCUGGACAUCGAGAUCGCCACCUACAGGAAACUGCUGGAAGGAGAAGAGAGCAGGUUGGCAUCUGGAAUCCAAGCCAUCAACAUCACCAAACAGAGCUACUCCCCGAGCUACAGCUCCUUCAGCUCCUUCCCCCUGGAGAGCGCGGGCAGCAGCUACAGCAGCAGUUACGGCAGCGGCUAUGGCAGCGGCUACGGCAGCGGCUACGGCGGCGGCUACAGCGGCGGCUACAGCAGCGGCAGUGGGCGGGGCUUCAGCACCUCCCAGAGCAAGAAGAACGUGGUGAUCAAGAUGAUCGAGACCACCAACGGCACGGUGGUGUCCGAGUCCUCCGAAAUCCUCAAGGAGUAGAUGUCCCGGUUCCCUAGACCCGGCCUGUGGCCGCCCCCCACUCCCCUCCUCCCUCUCCCUCUCCUUCUCCCUCUCCUGGGCUCUCCUCCCACAGCCAGGCUACCGAUUCCACAGGGAGGUCCACCUGCACCCCUCCCACAACCACUGAAUUCACACUGAUGGUCUGGCUGGGGGAGGGCCUUGGCUAUGCAGUCCCUGCUCAUGUAGAAUCCAGGCACCCACAGACAUUACUCCCAGGAGACCCCAGAAAAAGUGCCCUGUCGUAGGAAGUGAAGGAAGCCAAACGAUAAUGGUGCUCUGGGCUAAACGUUUUUCAUUCACUCCCGCCUCAACACCCCAGCAUCCCUCAUAGACAAAGGGAAUAAAAUAUGAAAUUGCUGAUCUAGGCUGUUUGGUUUUCGUAUGCCGGAAUCUUCACUGCAGUUGUUAACCUCUCUUCUACAGCAAUAAUCAACUGCUAGGAAGACCAAGUAUGUCUCAUCAUAAGUGUACUUUUCUUCUUCGUCCUAUGCUGAAAUCUUGUCUUCUGUUUACGACCGUAGAGAGCAAUAAAGCUAACCUACCAGCUGCCCACCUGAAGAAACGGGUCGGGGCUUUUCAUUGGCUCAGAUGAAAGACAGAUCUGGCCAAUCACCACAGUCUUUAAAAAUCAGUUCUGCCACUGUGAGGUACCAGCUGUGAACGAUUUCGAUCUCGGAAACAAGUGUGUUCUUACUUUUGCAUCGCAGUGUUUUGGCUUUUUUCUUUGUUUUUUUUUUUUCAUGAUGCACAGCUUUGUGUGCAUCGAGUCAGUUUUCGUACAAGUUGUGCUUUGACCUUUUGGCUUUUCUUACCACCAAUAAAGGUCAUCACUGUUGAAACAAAA
Messenger RNA from Lepisosteus oculatus (spotted gar), 2611 nucleotides. It is a transcript of the gene krt8, whose product is annotated as keratin 8. Gene Ontology annotation, biological process: intermediate filament organization; keratinization. Lineage: Eukaryota; Metazoa; Chordata; Actinopteri; Semionotiformes; Lepisosteidae. The record is from RefSeq and is a predicted model, not a curated record. Gene Ontology annotation, molecular function: structural constituent of skin epidermis. Gene Ontology annotation, cellular component: keratin filament.